Hypanus sabinus (Atlantic stingray) is the source of this 13226-nucleotide messenger RNA. RefSeq lists its product as uncharacterized. Lineage: Eukaryota; Metazoa; Chordata; Chondrichthyes; Myliobatiformes; Dasyatidae. The coding region runs from base 68 to 11095 and encodes 3675 amino acids. Gene Ontology annotation, biological process: lipid transport. The transcript has 68 exons. The record is from RefSeq and is a predicted model, not a curated record. Gene Ontology annotation, molecular function: lipid carrier activity.
GUCACUGCUUCAUAACUUUUGUUCAAAGAACAGAAGAUGUCAAGAAGUACCGGAGGUACAGGGGUUCAUGAAGAUCCUGGAAGGUUAUGUCCAAGGAAACUGUAAAGCACGGGAGUCUGACAAAAAGGAAAAGGUGUUGAUGUCCUUGAAAGCCAUUGGAAAUGCUGGUCUCGCAGCGGGUGCUCUGAUCCCGACUCUGAAUAAGUGCGUGCAGUCGAAAGCUAAUUUGCUACAAGUGCGACUUGCUGCUAUUCAUGCUUUCCGGAGAAUUCCCUGCGAAGCUGAUCGCACUGUGUUGGUUCAGCUGUAUCAGACAAUGGAUGAAGAUGUGGAGCUCCGAAUUGCAGCUUACUACACCUUAAUGAAAUGUCCCAGCGAUCAGCUGUUCGAAACAGUAGGCCUCACACUACAGAAAGAAAAAUCCACUCAAGUGGGCUCUUUUGUGUGGACCCAUUUAUCUCAGAUCAUGGAAACAAAUGACCCCCUCAAGCAGCAGCUGAGGGAAUCUCUUCCCAAUUAUAUCAUCAGCAAAGACUUUGACCUGGAACACUGGAAAUAUUCAUCGUAUACGGAUGCCACUUUUCUGUCAGAAUCAUUUUCUGUUGGGACAAAUGCAGAGGCUGCUCUUGUUUUCUCUCCAAAGUCCUUUUUGCCUCGUUCGAUAAUGGCAAAUCUCACCAUGUUUGCAAUGGGCCAUGCUGUCAAUCUUCUGGAGGUUGGCAUUCGAGUAGAAAAUGCUGAGUAUCUUGUACAGAAAAUGUUGGGUCACAAGCAACCCCCUUUUAUGGACAGUCCCAAACACUUUAAAAAUUCAAGAAAAAAGUGGAGAAUGAGAAACCCAGCUAAAUCUUCUGCUCAGCCUCUGAAUAAGAAGGGGGCUGUGACAAGGCACACUGUCAGCAGAUCAGUGGCAUCAAAUCAUCAGCUGGCGAAACUCAAGCCUGAUAGAACAAAAAAAAGCUGCCAGAAUGUGGACUAUAAUAGAAUUAAUGAAAUAGAGACCAAGUUUAUGAAAAGAAUGGAAAAGAGGAAGAAGAAGCUGAGCUGUGGCCUAAGCAUCAAGAUAUUUGGAAAUGAACUGAGUUUCUUAGACUGCAGUGUCUUGAGGAUGCAAAUAAAACAAUACUCUUUAGAUAUGGCAGAAAUUGCAAUAAGACUUUUGAAGGGUCAAGAAAUUCAGUAUAACAGAAGGACAAGUCUAGCUACCGAGGAGAUGACAUUUUCAUCCAUUUCAGGUCUCCCAAUUAAACUUGCUGUAAAUGCAUCUGCUGCCAUCAGCGUUAGAAUUAAAGGAAGUAUAGAUCUUAAACAGAGGACCGACUUUGCCAUCACUGGUUUCAUCAAGCCAAGUGCUCAUAUUCAUGUAUCAGCACACAUGGGACUCGAUGGGACAAUUGGUAAAGCUGGUUUGGAGUGGGUGGCUGGAAUGAGGACAGUGACAAGCCUGGAUGGUGGAAUCCAGCUGAAGAAAGGAAAAGAUCUGAAAAUUUUCCUCAACACACCACAGGAAACAAUGGAAGUCAUUGAUGUCAGCUCAAGACUUUACACUGCAAGUCCAGAUGGAAAGGAGGAAAUUAUUGGAUCUCUUGAUCGAAAAGAAGCAAGAACAUGCAGUGAAGAAGAAUUUUCCAGACAAAUUGGAUGGCAGAUUUGUUCUGAAGUGUCAUAUCCCACGGGAACUACAGGACCUGCAUUUCCACUCUCUGGCCCUGCAGAAGCAUCAGUUAUGCUAAUAAAACGUGACAGAGAUCUACAACAGUAUUUGCUGGAAGCAGCAUACUCCUACGUUGCACAGAAGAACACCUGGUUUCCAGCUGAGGCUAUACUACACUUUUAUAUGGGAACUCCACAGUCAGAAGUCAAAAGGGACAUAUCCAUCGAUUUUCAAAUGAACUACCCCAAACGGAAGCUAUUAGCCAAAAUUGUUCAUCCAAAGAAGAUGAUAACAAUAGUUGGAGAAAUUGCAAAAAUAAAACACACUCACACAGGAAAGCUCGAAGUUCUCAUUAACGGCAGAGACUUGUAUUAUAUUAAGGGAUGGACCAACUUGCAAAAUCUUGGUGGAGAGCAGAUGUUUUUUUCCCAGUUGGAAGUCAAGUUCACAAAGCAUGGAAGUCCUAUAAUACUGUCUGGCAACAUAACCAGAGUCCCUGAGCAGAAAAUAGCAAUUAUUUUAUCACUUAACAAUGUAAUGAAAGAGACAGCUACUGUGUCAGUUAAUUUGGAGCAAAAACUUGACGAGAGACAAAAGCAGUACUCAAUAGAAGCUGACACCUACCUUCCGCACAUUCUGGCGUGCCAAGUAAUUGGUUUCUUGCAGCAAAGGGGAAACACUCUGUCUUCAACACUACGAGCAAGAUAUGGGCUAUUUGGUGAUGCGCUGAACCUUCAGCAUGAAUGUAACAUGGCUGAGAAAAUUAAGAGAGAAGCGAGCCCUAUGGAAACUUAUAAACUCCAAGUGCAACAUGAAUUUCACUGCACUCAGAUCACAGCCUAUAAUCAUAAGCUUCACCUCCAACAUGAGGAAAAUGAAUCGCGGACUUAUACACAGCUUGAGAUCAACUACGGAAGGCACUGGGAUGAGAUAAAUAACAAGAAAAAGAUUUUCAUCACUCAGGUGUUUAAGAAUGAUUCCAGUCUCAGCUUAACCAAUUACUUCAUGGAGUUCACCUUGCAAAUUCCAGAAAAGCAAAUUAAUUACAAGACACAGCUACAGCAUUCCCAGUUGCUGCAGGGAUAUGCUGAGAGCAACACAGAAGCCAAAGUAUUCUACAAUGACAAGAUUCCAUUCCAGGCAGGACUUCAGUGGAAGGAUACAUCGAAACCUAAUCUAAAAAAGUGGGAAGGUUCAUUGAAUCUGGACACUCCUUGGCUUUAUCUCCACUCCUCACACAAGCUGAACCAGCCUCAUGCCCGUGCUUACCAAUCAAGUGUAGAAAUUACAGCAGCCAAGGCAAUAUCUGUGAAAAACUUGGUAAUCUACACCUACUACAAGAACAAAGGCAACAAGAGGGAAGGAAGAAUCCAUAUUCAUACUCCCAGCACCACAUACUUAAAGGCAUCUACUGUUGGAUACUUCACAGAGAGUCUGUUCAGGAGCCACAGUGAGGUGGUCACAAUUUGGAACCUUCCAAUUAAGAAUAAGAUUCUUCUGGAAAGUAAAGAAAAAGUCAAGACUUUGUGGUUUUGGUUAAAGCAUCAGAAGAAAAUGCUUAAUUUCACGGCUAGCUGUGUGAGCAAAGAUGAGCCGAAGAAGAGAAAAAUCCUAUCAGUGGCAGCCCUUUGGACAACCAGUAAGGGCCCACCGUCGCUGGUCCAGUUAAUAGGACAGACUGAGGAGCUGAAGAGGGAGAAGAUGUUAUUCCAGAACCGUGCAUCAAUCCAAUUUAGACAUCCUUUUAAGCUGCCAAUUCCACAGAAAACCCUCCUGCAGGAGACUUUCACUGUAGAUAAGAGGAAGAUGCAUUAUAGUUUGGAAGUAAAAGCCUUGGUGAAUGAGAAAGAAGAAACUGUUCACACUCUCACUCUUGGAUACCAGCCUGAAAACCCAUUUGUGUGUGUAGCUUUAAUACAUCCGUAUAAUGGUGAAGUAAUUCCAAAGAACAUGGAGGCCUGCGUCAAAACGAAGACUGACCACGUUGCAACAUUUGAGGCAGAAGCCACAAUGAAAAUUAACAAAAGAGAUGCAUUGACAUUCCAUGGGCAAUAUCAGAAUAAAUCAACUGACACAGAUUUUUGGUACCUUGUACAUUUUGAUGCAGACCAUAGUUUACAGCUACAAGUUCCACAUAUAUUAAAGCUAGAUGGAGAACUGUUUAUGAUGCAGAGCAAGAAUGAAAGUUUUAAUUAUGGAGCGAAUUGCAAAUUUGCCGUCAACAAGCUGGAUACCUCACAGCAGCAGAUUAACCCUGUGCUUCCUGGAAAGAAUGCAAGACUAGUGCAAGGUGUGCAUUUUUCUGUUCAGAUGAAUGGCUCUUCUAAUGAGAUACAAGUUUAUUCAGAGUUUAUCCAGCCCCACCAAUCAGCAGUACCAUACACUUUCCAGGCCUAUGCAACAGCAAAGAAUUAUGGUGAGACUAAUUACAAUGGCACGUUCUAUUUACACUGCAAUGGUAAAGACUUAAUGGUGACAGAGUUUGAUGUUGUGAACAAGAAUGAAAGGGAUGUCAGGAUUCUGGGCAUUAAAGCUGCUCUUCAUCAGAGCUUACUGGCUGGACCUAUGAACAACCUAUUUCAGAUAACCGGGAAGACAUACAAUUCAAGAUUCCUACUAGUUUCCAGUCUGCGGUUUGAUGAGAAAGCUAUUGAGGUGGAUUUUAUGGGUUUGAAAGAAUAUGAGGAAGGUUUGCUCAUGUCAUUGACUGGAACCUUACAGCACAAUAUGAAUAACAGGCUGAAAAUCCCACAAUUCUUGCAUCUGAAUGCAACUUUAAAACAACAGAAUAAUACCAACAAAGGUGACCUGAAGAUUGAAAUUGGAGAUGUCCUUUACUGCCUGCACCUUCAAAACAGCAAUACCUUCAGCAGCACCACUGCCCAUGAAUUGAUUCUCACAUUGACCCAAAAUGGCAGCACAACACUUCCAGCAGUGACUGAGUUUAAAGGACAACUGGAGCUGGGCGAAGAAUUAAGACUGGGCCAGGCUUGCUGGCAAACUGAUAUUAGAACAAUAUGUUUCCAGCUUUUACAGGUGACCAAAACAAAUCAGACAAAGGUCACUGGCAAAGUAUCUCACAAUCUGGAGGAACUGAUAACUACAGGUUUACCUUCUGAUGGUGAGCUCUCUCUCAGUUAUGACCACGCGAAUAACAACCGCGCAGUCAAAGUGGAAAUAGAAAGUGGCAGGAAGCACAUUCGAGCUUCAGUGGAGAUGGAAAGAACAUUUCGUGGUGCUCCCAUUUACCAGCUCACAGCCAAUCUUCUGCACAGUGUGGAGGAAUUGGAAAAACUUGGUCUUCCGCUCUCGUGCACUGGCAGCUACCACUAUCAGAACCUGAGAAACGGAUACAUUGCCAAUGUAAAUAUCAGAUUGGAGGAGCAGCAUCUCAGAGCAGAGAUAGAGCAGAGGAGCACCAUGAAAACAGUGGAGGUCAUUUUAUCAUUUAACCAUGAUGUAACAGCACUGUCCGAUCAAAUACCAGCGACAAUUCAGGUAAACUGCAGUGGAGAAGCUUCCCAGAAGCUGCUUCUGGGACACUGUUCUGGAAGUGUUGGCAUAAAACCUUUCGAGAAUGCAAUGCCAGCAAGAUUUCUCCUGAAUGGUACAUUGAGGACAGACGAUUUGGAAGCAGACUUCAUUGGCCACCUCCAAAUGGACAACAAGUUUGCCAUAAUGGAAAUGCAAACAAUCUGGACAUCGAACCCCAGCAUUGACAUCGGUUUGAGACACUCUCUUCCUUCACUUGUCAUCAUGGGUGUCCCAAUGGAAAACAGACUUCAGAUCCGAACAAGCAGGGAGACAAAGCACGAAGCAUCUCUUGAGUUUUUGUUUGGGGAGUGUAGCUUAAGAGCUGUUGGUGACUUCAAAGGUCCAGGGACAAGGAAGGAGGGAAUAAAAACAAACUGGUCGGCCUCUUUUAUGAACAGAUGCCCCACACUUGAGAGAGUGGGUGUUCCACUGAACCUAGAAACCAGUGGUUUUCUGGAUAUCAACAGCUGCAAUGUUGCCAUACAAACAAAUGUGCUCAACGAUGAUCAAACAGCUGAGCUGCAUCUGGAGACAGCAUGUGAUCCCAAGUACACGGUGAAGGGGCUCCUGAAGCAUUCCAUUCCUCUCCUGAGUAGCCAAGGCCUUCCCGGUGAGAGUGAAAUUCUUCUGUCUGCUGCAAAGGGAGAGAAAAUGGAUAGUUCUUUCCUGCUGCAGUCUGGAAAUUGCAAAUUCCGAGCCAGUGGGAACUUGAGUCCUGGUGCAAAAGCAGAGUGGAUGUGGGUCACUGAAACGGAUUGCCAAGUUUUACAGAAUUUCAUGAUUCCAGCCCAUUCACAGUGCAAUGGAUCCAUUCAGAUUGAUGACUGUAAAGGAGAACUUUUAACCAGCAUCCAAUUAGAAGAGAGCAGUGCUUCCUUGGAGCUAAGGACAGAGUGUGACCCAAAAGUCAACGUGGAAGCCAGCUUUGAUCAUAACUUGCCGGUGUUGGGGGGAAUUCCGGCCCACAACAGGCUCUUGUUUACAACAGAAAAACGCUCAAAAUCUGAGUUUGAUUUGGAUUUGAAGUUAGGCACCUGUCACCUUCUAGCAAGUGGAGGUCUUCAAGUGAAAAAUAAAACAGAAAUAAACUUUAUGGUGGAUAAUAAAUGCGAGAAGCUGCAGGAGCUGGGAGCACCCAUGAAGAUUGAUGGAUCAGCGUACACUGUGGUAAAUGGAGUCAGCUUUGAGUCCCAGAUGCAGAUAAUUGUUGAUCAAACCACUCUGGAAGGUCAGCUGACUUUAAAUGCUGGUGUUAACAAGCACGAGAUCAAUGCCUCAUUGUUACACAACAUUGAAGCGGCCACACAACUUGGCAUUCCAAGAAAUACAGCCGUCAUACUAACAGUCGAGAGGCAAGAUGAUACAUACAAGCGGUCUGUCCAAUUUAUUAUUGACAGCAAACAGAUAAUUGAAGAUUUGACUUUUGUUCACAAAGCAAAUCAUAUUUCAUUAAACUAUAAACUUACUCAUAAUAUUGAGUUACUCAAGACCUUCUUCAAAGAUGACCACAUUGAUAUACAGGUCAAUGCUAAUUUCCAAGGCAUUGCUCCUAAUCUCGAGGGAUCUGUUCAGAUUAUUGUGGAUGGUGAGAAGUCCAUUGCAUAUGCUGUCAAGACUUACACAUACGAUGAACAUUUCAAGCUAAUAAUCGGAAAUAAUCACAACAGUGAAAAUUUAGCAAAUGUUGGUUAUCCCAAGGAGAUUGUACUUGUAUUGAAUGCACAAAAAACUGAUACCAACGUGAGUUCAAUGUUUGACAUUCAGUAUGAUGCCAAGAGUAUGAAGAUCAGUUUGAAUGCCUCUAGAGAGUUUAUUUUGGGCACCACCAUUGAACUUAAUGCUGGAGUUCAGCAUACAAUCCCAUUCAUCAAGAAACUCGGAGUCCCCUUCAAUGUCAAGGCUGAAUGCACAGGAGUACUUAAAGACUCGGAUAUGGAAGGAUCUUUGAAGCUAAACUAUGAGCCAGCAGCCAUUCUGAUACUACAUUUGGAGGGGAAGAUGCAACAAAACAAUAAAGAAUUGAAGCUGAUAGCAUUGCAGAAUCUCCCUGUCCUUAGUUAUCUCCCCGAGGCCGUGGAAAUAGAGCCAAAGGUUAAUUAUUCUUCAAACAUGAUAAAGGGAUCUCUGAAUAUAUUAGUGGAUAAGAGCAGAUUGAAUGCUUUCACCAUUUUAACUAUUGGUGAUUCUGAUUAUGGUGAAGCUUUGGAGAUGACUCACACAUUUCCACAGUUGAAAACAAUUCCUAAGAGACUGGUGUGUAACACAGAAUUCCAGAAGGACGGUGACAUCUACAGGUUCACUCACACUUCCGUUUGUGAAGACAAAGAGCUGAGGUUUUUCGGAAACUACAGUGGACCUUUCCCCAAGAUAUUUGGACGCCAUGAAAUUCAUGUGGACUUCAUCCACCCAUUUGCUAUUCAAUUACCUCAGCAAUCACAUGCCUGGAUCGCUCUCUCCCAUUCUCUCUUCAGUCACCAGGAUGACAUUGUAAUCAACUGGGACAAGAAGGAUCAGGUGAUUCUUCAAGCCUCCCUAACUUUGGAUAAUGAUAGGCUGGAAAGUAAAGCCAACCUAGAACACCCCUUCAAGUUUGCCUUGGAGAAGUUCCAGCUGAAGUGUCUUUCUGAAAGAAGAGCACAGAAAUACAAUCAGAAGGCAUAUAUCACCUGGAAUGGAGGUCAACCAAUUGAUCUGAAAUUUACACUGGAAAACAAAAUGGAAAGCAAUUUAACAGUGUGGGACAGCUGCCUGGACUUUUCCUCAGGCCAGCUGCAGCCCUUGCUAAUGAUACAAUUUUUGCAUGGUUGUGGAUUUGUUAAACGAACACCGACCCUCUUGACUGAAAGUUUGGAAUUAUAUUUGGAUGAUAAAAAAAUCAAUCAAAGCUUUGAGUAUCAGAGUAACAGACCAGUGAGAUUGGACAACAUAUGGAUUGCUGCCACCUUCUCAAAUAUUUUCCAGUCAUCCUGUGGCAGGCAGGACAUACUUGGUAGGAUCCAAACUGACUACCACAGGCAGUUGAACCAUUACCUGAAAGUUGCCUUCUGUAACAUGUCAAAUUCAUUCAAAUUAUCAGGAAGGCAUCAGCGAAAUGUAGGAGAAGUUGUUUUAUCAACCCAAACCCGAGCCAGUCUCUUCAGUGAUGAGAAACAUGGUGUGGUACUGGGGAUGUCACUGAGGAAUAGUGGACAACCUGACUCAAAGAACUACUCUAUUGAAAUGGAGUGGAAGGCUUCUGAAACCAGUCAUCUAGGCCUUUUAGGCACUUACACUGCCUCUGUCCUCAGCAGCAAAGCAGCACUGGAAGGAAUAAUCGAUCACAGAGAGAAAAUUAAACUAGUUACCAUGCACAAGAAGGGUUGUCAGCAGUAUUACAGUGGAUACACUAGCGGUGGGUCAGACGAAGAAGGAGUAGAGUUGGCGUUUUGUUCAAAGGAAGACAGAACAGUGAAAGUGGAACUGUAUCACACCCUGAACCAGAUUAGGAAAGAAAAGCUGGCGCUCCUCUCAGUUGCAGUUGUCAACAAAAGUAUGCAGAGGGUACUCAGAGUAACAGCUCAGGGCUGUGGACACCUCAUUACCAGGACAGAGAACAAGCUUUCAGAAAUUGUUUUCCAAUUGAAGAGCCAUUUGUUGAAAAAGCUCAAAGAAUUUGAUCUACAUGUUUGGAAAUUCAGGAAAAAUUUUCACAAUGCUAACUUCCUGCAUGAACUGUGCGGUUGGAUGCUGAAGCUCUCAGAGAAAACAGCAAGCGUUAUCAAGAACAGUGGUAGAUCAUUCCGUCAGUUGUGGAAGCUGAGCAGACUGAGAAAGCUAUUGCUCCACGUUGUUCCACUGUACCUCACAAAGAUUCAAGAAAUAUUACAGCAGUUACAGAGAGAACUAAAAAAGCCUAUAGCUACUCUAAAGGAGGCUUAUCGUGAUGUAACGCUGAAAGAAUUAGACCACGAUUGGAAACAGAAAACUGAAGAAUAUCUAGAGAAAAUUCGGUCUUUUGUACCUACGGUGGUUCAGGAUACAUGGCUGCUGGAAAAACUGCAAAAAGUGCUUGAUGUUACCAAGCAAGCUUUUGACUUGGCAACAAACCAAACAGUGAAAUGGGCAGAAGCAAAACUCACUAAAGCUACAAUCAGGAUCCAAAAGCCACUUGCAAAUUUCUACAAACACAGUUCAGAAGAUUGCACUGUUGUUGUGAAUGUGCCUUUGUGGCCCUUGGGAACACAGUUGUUUGAUGUGGCUAAUAUCACCAGCUACCUUGUUGAAACCAAGUUAAUAAAGACACUAAAGAGCCUGUACAACAUCAACCUAAUUGCAGAAUAUUACAAACUUAAACGCAGGAUAAUGGACACCCCUUUUGAGCAUCAAGCCCUGCUCAUUAGAAACAAACAUUAUGUGACAUUUGAUGGGAAGAUGUAUAACUUUGCCAGCAAGUGCAGCUUUCUUUUAGCUAAGGAUUUCCAGAGGGACACAUUUACUCUGUUACUGAACCAUGAAAAUGAUGGCAAAAACUCGCUUCAUGUGGAAAUGAAUCAGACUACAAUUGAUAUUUACCCAGGACUAAAGGUUGAAGACAAUUGCAAAGCCAGUGAAUUGCCUCUGGUGAAGAAUGGAGUGAUGGUCAAACGGGAUCGAAAUGAAGUCAAAGUAUCAGAUCAAAGUGGAGUUACUGUAUCUUGUGAUAUGCACCAUGAAUUCUGCAGUCUAACUCUUCCUGGGUGGUACCAUGGUAUAUCAGCUGGUCUGUUUGGAACUAAUGAUAAUGAAGCUGGAAAUGAAUUCACUCUACCCAACCACUCACAAGCAGAGAAUGUGCAAGAGUUUGCAGAAGAAUGGCAGAUUGAUGCAGUGUGUCACGCUAGGGACAAGAAGAUUAAGCAGUGCUUUGACAGUACUCUUCAAUACUUCUGCAAAACUUUAUUCAAAGGCACUUACUCACCUCUCAGAAACUGUUUCAAAGUGGUAGACCCAGCUCCUUUCUAUGACAUGUGCCUGAACGAUGUGUGUGAGUCCUCAGAUCUUCAGGACGGCUGUAGCCUCGCAGCGGCCUUUGUCCACUUGUGCAACCGGAAUUUUGUUCCUCUGCAACUUCCAUCACAGUGUGUGACUGGAAAGGACAGCGAAAGUCUGCUAAAUGAUGAUAUCAUAAACAGUGGACAAUGGAUGUCUAUGAAACGUGCAGAUGUUCUCUUUAUUAUUGAAGAAAGAGACUGUAAUAAGCCUGUUAUUGUAAAACUUCCUUCACUUAUUAAUUCAUUGGUUGAAACCUUCAAAAAACAAGGACUCUCGGAUGUAAAAUUUGGUUUCAUUGGCUUUGGUGACAAUGGAAUACAUGAACAGCAUCUCCUCACUGUGAGAAGCGAUAACACAACCUCCCUCCCAUGGUACUUGGAAAAAGAGCCAGGUAAUCUGAAGUUCACCCACAAUGCCACCCUCAAUGUGCCAGCUGCUGUGAGACUGGUAGCUCAGUGGCCUUUCCGCAGCAAAGCAAGCAAGAGUGCCAUUCUUCUGACCUGCUCCAGAUGCCAUCAGAGUGACAAGAAAUCUGGGAACACUUUGCAGAACAUGCUAACGUCAUCUGGGAUUGUACUACAUGUUCUAAAGGGCAUGACAUUUCAGAUGAAGAAUGGAGAGAGUGAUGCCAGUAUUGCAGGUUUAGACAGCUCCUAUCUCUUCCGAGUCAGUAGUACUGGCUACAGUAAGAAUCGGCCCUUCAAAGCAUUACGCCAUCACGUCAUGUUGCCUUCUGAGGAUGUGUGCCUAGCUGCAGCAAUCAAAUCGGGAGGAGCAAUAUUUGACUCUACACAUUUCCUCAGACAAAGCAAACGUUUCCUCCAUUUGUUUAGCUGCCAAAUCACUGGGAUAGAUAAAACUGGCAAAUGUGAGAGCCACCAGUCCAUUACAGCUUGAGCUGGCUUCAUUUGGUGCAGAUGACCCCUGUGUUACAGAUGUUCACCCCUACAGAAUUUUUAAACUACUACCCAUAAAGUUGAGAUAUGGAAUGAAGUUUUUUCUCAUGUAAAUUAUGUGGGGGUAAUAAAUAAGUAGACACUUUUUUGCAUCACAUUUCUUGAUGCAUGUACAGAUGACGCAGCAUUGUAUGACAGAUGCAGACUGUUUUCUAGAAACGCACCCUCUCUGUAACUUGAGGGGGUAGUCUAAAUUUGAGUUGACUACUUCAUAGUAAAGAGAAUAUCAUAUAUUUAUAGCAGUAGAUUUACAAUGUGGGGAAACAAUCUGUGGAAUUAGAAAUCUUAGAGUCAGAUUACAGAUUAUACAGUGAUGUCAUUGUAUAUGUUACUCUGGAUUACAAAUUAAUCUUUAAACAUUAAAUCAAACUCUUUAUUUCUACCCCGUGACAUGUUUGUAUAGUCUUGACAGAAUAAUUUUUAAACUCCCUAAUCCUUGUUAUUUUCUUCUCAAAGUUUUCUUGAAUGUUUGCAGGGAAGAAUUACUGCUGAAAAUGAGAGGGAGCUAAAUAUAGCAGAUGCAAAAAGUUGCAAAAGGCCAGGCAUUAAAACUGCUGUGGCAUUUCACUCUAAUAAAACAGCAAGGUGACUCACGUCAGGAAGUAGUUCAUUCACAGCAUUGCCUUGUGGGAUUAUAAAAGAACAGCCAUCUAUUCAGUAUACUUUAAAUACUAUCAGUGUUGUGUGAAAAGCAGUCUGAAUAUUUGGUGUCAGUGAGUUUAAUAUAGGUGAAAAGUAAAUGUUUGAUUUUGAGCAUAAUCAAAGUAAGACUUAUUUAAUCCUUCUGCAUGGUACUCUGAGAAACAGCAGAAAAUGUGAGCGGUCAUUUUGCAUUGUAUUCAACUAAGUAAAGCACAGAACAGAACUUGGUCUGUACAAAGUCUCAAGACACAUUUGAUGAGUUUAAACUAUGUAAUAAAUGAGACUCAGCUGACUUGGCAGCAUUGUACAAAUUGUGAGAUAUCACAGACUGAGAACUUCCACAACACAUCUGAAAUGCUGUAGUAAGUAGAUUUAUUAUUGUACUUUCUAGAGGUCAUUUGCUAAGAUAGUGUGUCAGUUUAUAUAGUGUUUAAUAAUAUCCCCAGUGCAAGUCAGUGUGUUGCUUGAUAAGUUGAAGAUGUUAUAUGGCAGUUAUAGUCUGACAGAUCUAGUGACUACAAUAGUACCAGCAUGGGGUAAAUAUUGGUGUUAAAGAUGCUGAGAAUUGAAACCAUUGGUUUCAUUAUCAAAAGCAAUAAGUUUUAGCAUGACUCACUGGUGUCUUUAUUACUGGCAUGUGAUUAAACUAUGUACCGAUUAUGAAAAUAAUAUCCAGGACAUUAAGAAAGACAACUAACUAUUGAGUUACAGUAAUAAUUUAGUACGGAAUUUGUAAAUAUCUUAAUAUUGGACAUAUUUGUGCCUUUUCAUUUUGUCUGUUAAAAUUUACUAAAUUCCAUUUCCUUUGGACCAUUUUUGUUUUUGCAAAUAAAAAAGUCUUUGAUUUUGUUAACUUUAAGUACCAGUUAGAGUUUGCAGUCAGUUAGAGAAAUAUAAAUGUCAUCUCUUCUUGGACUUUAUGUGAGCUGAAGCUACAUGUUCAAAAGCUCAAUCAAUUUAGCAAGAGUACUGUAAAAAUAAUAUUACCUGCUGGCUUACUAAAUCUGUUUUCAAUUGAAAUAUGUGCUGUUGGAAUCAAGAGAAAACCAUCUUUUGAAUCAUAGUUUCUUGGUGUUUCAAUUUUGUUUUUUGCUAUUAAUAUAUAUUUAAAUAAAAACUUUUUGUUGGUUUGCAGUCAUUCUAAUUUGGUCAUUUGAGGAAACUGAGUUAUGUAAAUAUUUUCAGUGGCUCAGUUGCCCUUUACCUCAUUAAUGUAGUACACUUUUACAUUUUGGUUGUUUAUCAUUUUUUUAGUUCCUGUGAGCAUCUAGUCUUAAUGUGAUUUGUUGUUAAAGCCUGAGUACUGAAAUCAUUCCACAAAAACAAUUACGUGAAUGUGAUAUGUAAAUUUUCAGGCUUAAAUGUGUUUUGUGUAACCAAUACCAGCAGUGUUUUUGAUGUUUAACUUGAUGACAAAUAAACUAAAAUUA